UCGGCACUGCACAGCGUCCGGGGGUCAUCGUGCUGGUCGAUGAUAAUUCGUCGUGCGCGUUUGUAGUGUGAGUACUAGUCGCGACCGUGUGUGCUGUGUCCACCGUCAGCAGAUUGACCAGCCGUCGACGAUUCGUUUUCCGCAUUGCCGUCAUCUGCCGUGCGGACGUCGAUCACAGACAGCAGACGGACUUCUCCGGCGUGCGACCCAACGAACACGACGACAAAAGAUUCUACACAUCUCGAAAGCACACAUUUUUUUCGACAAUAAAAAAAAUUCGGACUUUUUUCCAACUUUUUUCUAAACCAACUUUUUGAUCGAUUUUUGCGAUCGAUUACGCUGACAUCCUCUAAAUUAAUUUUCACGUUCCUGUUGCAAUCAGAAAAUGUUGAUGGUUGUGAUAUUAUUGUGUCAUUGACUAGUUUAUGAGAUUAAUUAAAAAUGGGUCGAUACAGUGGGAAAAAAUGCCGACUCAUCACCAUGUUUUGGCUGACGACGUUUUUCUUUUUGGUAGAGAUCAUCGUCGGCUAUAUAACCAACUCGAUGGCCCUUGUCGCGGACAGCUUUCACAUGCUAAGCGACGUCGCAGCAUUGGUAGUGGCAUAUUUAUCGGUUAAAAUGUCACCAAAAAAAUGGUCAAAAAAUACAUUUGGAUGGGCAAGAGCUGAAGUACUAGGAGCACUAGUAAAUGCUGUGUUUUUAGUAGCUUUGUGUUUUUCAAUUACUGUUGAGGCUUGUAAAAGGUUUAUUGAAGUAGAGACCAUUCACAAUCCUAGAUUCAUUGUCGUGGUUGGAGUUUUAGGAUUAUUUGUUAAUAUUUUGGGUUUAUUUUUGUUCCAUGCUCAUGGUGGAGGAGGACAUGGACAUUCACAUGGCGGUAUAUCUCGCAGCCACACAAGGCUAACCCAAUUAGUAAGCGCUGGAGCAAGUGCUAAUGCUACUGAUGACAAUGAUAAUGACCAUCGUUUCAAUGUACCACUUAAUCACACUCAUGAAUCUUCUGCUGGUCAUAUGAAUAUGAGAGGUGUAUUUUUACAUCUUUUAGCCGAUGCUUUAGGUUCAGUCAUUGUAAUUGUAUCAGCUUUGAUUGUGUGGUUGACCGAUUGGAAAUACCGUGAUUACAUUGAUCCUGCUUUAAGUUUGUUAAUGGUGAUAAUUAUCUUGCACUCAGUAUGGCCAUUGUUACAAGAGUCUGCACUUAUAUUACUUCAGACUGUCCCUACCCACAUUCAAGUAGAUGCCAUCCAGAAACGACUUUUAGACAGAGUGGAUGGAGUUCUGGCUGUACAUGAGUUCCAUGUGUGGCAAUUGGCAGGUGAUAGAAUCAUAGCAUCUGCACAUAUUAGGUGUAGGAACUUGCCAGAAUAUAUGAAGUUAGCAGAAAAAGUUAAAGAAUUUUUCCAUAAUGAAGGUAUUCAUUCGACUACCAUUCAGCCUGAAUUUGUUGAAGUUGAGGUAACUGAAAAUAGAAACGAAAACCAGACUCCUACUGAAGACUGCGUAUUAGAUUGUCCUAAAACUGACAUACCAUGUCAAUUACAAACAUGUUGUGGCCCAUCAAAACAAGGUCGUGACACCCCAUCUCCAGUUGACACACCAUAUUUGUGUCGACAACGUAAUACUACUUCUGUUACUAUUGACGCCACCAACAAUUCACAGACUGCAAAUACUCAGGAGAGUGAAACAGAAAGUGGUGCACUAUUGGGUGAUAGAAUUAACAGUUGUCGUACAUCUGCAGKAGCAUUUAUAACUGGUGGAUAG
This is a messenger RNA of Diuraphis noxia (Russian wheat aphid), 1761 nucleotides long. It is a transcript of the gene ZnT63C, whose product is annotated as solute carrier family 30 member 1. NCBI's taxonomy places the organism in Eukaryota, Metazoa, Arthropoda, Insecta, Hemiptera, Aphididae. Gene Ontology annotation, molecular function: zinc ion transmembrane transporter activity. The record is from RefSeq and is a predicted model, not a curated record. Gene Ontology annotation, cellular component: membrane. Gene Ontology annotation, biological process: zinc ion transmembrane transport; detoxification of zinc ion; intracellular zinc ion homeostasis.